CUUUGAGGCACUUCUGUAGGUUAAUAGCAAAAAGGAAAAGGAAAGCGAGAGGAGUCCUUCAUCAGACGGUGUGGAAUAAGGGAUGUACUUUCCUGAGUGUGGAUAAUAGACAUCUGCAGCCGAGGAGCUCCUCUCGAAGAAGGAUUUGGAUCAUACCUCAGUUUUAAGCAGCGGCCCACCUCCGUGUCUGUUUGCGUGCACCUGUGUGCGUUGGCAUGCGUGUUCUGCAAAGACUGUUCUGUUUUUGGGUUUAACUGUGCGCGUGUGAGAGGCGGCCGCAUGGGACCCGGGCCUUGUCCGGGAUGCCAGCAGCCGCAGUGAAGCCCGGUCUGGAGGACAUGGUUGCAGAGGGAGGGGGUGUGUCCGAGCGCGGGGUGUCCCAGUGGGAAGCUCCUGGACUCGGCCGGGAGCGGCUGCCUCUGCCUUCUCUGAAGGUCCCCAGGGAGCUGCUGCGGAGCUUCCCCCACUCCAAAAGGGUGGGAUCCUACCUGGUGGGGAAAAUGAUCAACAAGGGCUCGUUCGCCAAAGUGAUGGAAGGGCUGCACAUUGGCACGGGGGAAAAGGUAGCCAUUAAGGUGAUAGACAAGAAGAAAGCGCGGCAGGACUCCUACGUGUUGAAGAACAUGAAGAGGGAACCCAGAAUUCAUCAGAUGGUCCGACAUCCUCAUAUAGUAGUCCUGCUGGAGACCCUGGAGACAGAGAACAGCUACUACAUGGCCAUGGAGCUCUGUGCUGGAGGAGACCUGAUGGACAGGAUCUGUGAGAGGAAGAGGCUGGAGGAGAGGGAAGUGCGCCGUUACACUCGACAGAUCCUCUCUGCGGUGGAGCACCUGCACAAACAUGGCAUCGUACACAGAGACCUAAAGAUUGAAAACUUCCUCCUGGACGAACAUAACAACAUAAAGAUUGUGGACUUCGGCCUCAGUAACACUCUGAAGGCUGAGUCUUUAUCUCUGGAGCUCCUCAGCACCCAGUGUGGAAGUCCUGCCUACGCCGCCCCCGAGCUGCUCGCUCACAGGAAGUACGGACCCAAAGUGGACGUCUGGUCUGUAGGUGUGAGCAUGUUUGCCAUGCUGACAGGGACUCUCCCCUUCACUGUGGAGCCCUUCAACAUCAAACACCUGCACCAGAAGAUGGUGAAUGGAGAGAUCUGCAGCAUACCCAGUGAUGUCAGCAAAGGUGCCGUGUCAUUUGUGCUGUCUCUCCUCGAGCCCGACCCAGCUAAGAGACCCAGCGUGAGAGCGGCGAUGGAGGAGAGAUGGAUCAACGAGGGAUACGCCAAGAAACCGCUACACACACUCUCUCACAAAAACAGGUUGUGUGCAGAGGACCUCAACUCGUCCGUGCUGGCGUACAUGACGGACACGCUGGGCUACUCCCUGUCCGAGAUCAUACACACGCUCACCACCAACCGACCCUCCGCCAUCAUGGCCUCUUAUCACCUGCUGCUCAGCAAGCUCAACAGGAACCAGAGAGGAACCAAGGCCAGCAAGAAGCUAGAGAGCAAUGACUGGAGUCUUCCCAGCAAGAAUACAUGGAGAGAGAGGAACAACACUGAAUCAAAGACUCAGCAACAGAAUGAACUGACCAAUGAAAAGAGCUCCAAGCAGUUCAGCAGGCCUCUGAGGGCCCAACAGGCGGCUGAAUGUCAGAGCAACAGGAAGAGGACUGAAGAACCGCACAGAAAAGUUCACCAAGAAGAUGAUGAAAACCGUCCACCAUCUCCAUCUCUGCCCUUGCUUCCUCACUCUGUCUCCCCCUCUUUGCCCGCUCGCCUUCCCUCACCUUUACCUGCCCCUCCGUCUGAUGGGGCUACUGAUGAGGAGGUUCCCAUCAGCGUGGACACCAGGGAAACAUUGUUUCCUGAAGUGUCAGUGUUUGGAGACAGGGAACUCGUCCAUCUUUCUCCUCCUAAAAGCUCCGCAUCGCAACUCUGUGACUCCGCCCCUUGCCAAGUCCCCUUACCCGCUGAGCCAAUCAGAGACAGCAGCACGUCCAGACCGACCCGGCAUACACACCUGCUCAGGACCACUCAGUCAGAUGGGGCGGCAGACCCUGGGUCGGACUGCUUCCAUGACAACCGCCACCAAGAUGAUUCCCAUCGGCUCAGCAUCAACGAACGGCUGGAGAAGCUGCACACAUUUUAUUCGGCAGACAAGAACGGCAUCUCUCCCAGAACGUUCCUCGAGGUCGACACACACUCCUCAGACAGAGGGCACCUGGGAGCCAUGGAGACGACACAGACCUCACCCUCUUCUCCCCUCCCACGCCUGCGCAACGUGGGGCUAAAAGACGGACGGGGAAGGAAGAUGACGUGGGUGGGGUUGACCCGACCUGGGCCUCCAGGGCUCCUCGUGAAUGGAUCUAAACCUCCUGCUUUCCCUUCUCAGAGACAACAUACUUUGGUCAUCAAGAGCCUCAGGCAGGAGAGGGGGAAGAGAAAAGAUCUGUCUGCAGCAGCAGGAGGAGGAGGAGGAGGAGCAGGAGGAGAAAGAGCAGGAGGAGGGAUGAAUGGGCCCAAAAGGAACUUGGUUCAGUUACGUUCAUCUCUCCAGCGUCGGGUGACGGACCUGAACCUGCCGCUGCUUCCUGCAGCCCUGCAGGGGAAAUCUGACAGGAAGAAUCAGCUGCACAACAUGGACUACUGACACACUGAUGAUAUGAUGAGUGGCAGGAAGAGGGAAAUGAGGAGGUCAGUGACACAUUUGACACUGGCCUAACAGCACAAACAGCUGUAAAUGGCAAAAAUAUACGUACUUUUUAGUCACUAACAAGACUCCCCGUCAUCACACAACAUGUAUCAUUUGUGCUGAAGUGCCAAAAUACAAACAAAACAAAAAACAAUCACCUUUAAGCUCAUGAAACAAUACAUAAAGUCUUUAGCACCUACAGCAGGCUUUGGUCUAACUCAUAUCAGCUAUUUCCAGCGUGUUAACCUCCACUCAUCACAGUGUGAAGUGCAGACUGCACGCCGAAUUUUGGUUCCAUUUGCAUUCUUAAAUACAUUUUUGUACCAACACUGAAAGUCAAAGUAAAAUUCAA
Mugil cephalus (flathead mullet) is the source of this 3042-nucleotide messenger RNA. Its product is annotated as hormonally up-regulated neu tumor-associated kinase homolog. Gene Ontology annotation, cellular component: cytoplasm. The coding region runs from base 303 to 2648 and encodes 781 amino acids. The transcript has 11 exons. NCBI's taxonomy places the organism in Eukaryota, Metazoa, Chordata, Actinopteri, Mugiliformes, Mugilidae. Gene Ontology annotation, molecular function: protein serine/threonine kinase activity; ATP binding. The record is from RefSeq and is a predicted model, not a curated record. Gene Ontology annotation, biological process: protein phosphorylation; intracellular signal transduction.